Messenger RNA from Pterocles gutturalis (yellow-throated sandgrouse), 1927 nucleotides. It is a transcript of the gene LNX2, whose product is annotated as ligand of numb-protein X 2. The record is from RefSeq and is a predicted model, not a curated record. NCBI's taxonomy places the organism in Eukaryota, Metazoa, Chordata, Aves, Pterocliformes, Pteroclidae. Gene Ontology annotation, molecular function: protein binding; ubiquitin-protein transferase activity. The transcript is spliced from 10 exons. Bases 1 to 1695 code for a protein of 564 amino acids.
AUGACUUUCAUCAGCUGCCAGCCACUGCUAAGGUGUCCUGGGGCUUCUCAUCGAAGGGUUGCUCUGGAGAGAAGGAAAACAAGCAAGCUGCAAGCAGAAACAGAGGGUGAGAGCGGUCCUGGUGGGAUGGAGCAGCCUACCAGUUUAUCUCCAGAUGCAGAUCAGGGAAUAAUGCCAGCUGAGCAGAGCUUCACCUCUCCUGCCCUUCCUGCAUGGACAGACGAGCCCAGCAUCGACAAUCCACCUUUUGAGGAGAACCCAGUAGCAGACACAAAUCAACAGCCACCUACCUUGCCUGAAGGAGAGAUCACUACUAUUGAAAUCCAUCGGUCCAAUCCUUAUAUCGAAUUAGGAAUUAGCAUAGUGGGUGGCAAUGAAACGCCUUUGAUCAACAUUGUCAUUCAGGAGGUUUAUCGAGAUGGGAUCAUUGCCAGAGAUGGAAGACUUCUUGCUGGAGACCAAAUACUGCAAGUCAAUAGCUUUGACAUAAGCAACGUGUCUCACAACCACGCUCGAGCUGUGCUGUCCCAGCCUUGCUCGGUGCUGCACCUCACCGUGCUGAGGGAGAGGCGGUUCGGCAGCCGCACACACAACCACGCCGACACCACCUGCUCCGUGCGGGAAGACAGCUUUCAAGUGACAUUGCAUAAACGCGACUCCAGCGAGCAGCUUGGCAUUAAACUUGUACGCAGAACAGAUGAGCCAGGAGUUUUUAUUCUCGACCUUUUGGAAGGGGGUUUGGCUGCUCAAGAUGGCAGGCUCUGCAGCAACGACCGCGUGCUUGCAAUUAACGGACAUGACCUGAAGCACGGGACACCUGAGCUUGCUGCUCAGGUUAUACAGGCUAGUGGGGAGAGAGUGAAUUUGAUUAUCUCUAGACCCCUGAAGUCACAGACGGUCAGCAUUAUCCGAGACACCGGGACUCACAACAGCAACCCACACCAACACCAGUCCCAGCAGCUGUUCCACAGCAGGCCCAACUCACAUAAGGAUCUCUCCCAGUGUGUUACAUGCCAAGAAAAGCACAUUACUGUGAAAAAAGAGCCACAUGAAUCUCUGGGAAUGACAGUGGCAGGAGGCAGAGGCAGCAAAAGUGGCGAACUGCCCAUCUUCGUGACAAGUGUACAGCCCCACGGGUGUUUGGCAAGAGACGGCAGGAUUAAACGAGGUGAUGUGCUGCUGAACAUCAAUGGCAUCGAUUUGACCAACCUAAGUCACAGCGAGGCAGUGGCCAUGCUGAAAGCUAGUGCUGCCUCUUCAGUGGUUGCCCUGAAAGCCCUGGAAGUCCAGAUUGUAGAAGAACAGCCCCAGGCUAAUGAAGAACAGUUGAGUACCAUCAGUGAAAAUGAAUACGAUGCCAGUUGGUCACCAUCCUGGGUCAUGUGGCUGGGACUUCCAAGCUGCCUACAUAGCUGCCAUGACGUAGUACUGCGACGCAGCAACUUGGGGAGCUGGGGUUUCAGCAUUGUCGGUGGCUACGAGGAGAACCACACGAACCAGCCUUUCUUCAUUAAAACAAUUGUUCUUGGAACUCCUGCAUAUUUUGAUGGAAGAUUAAAGUGUGGUGAUAUGAUUGUUGCUGUAAACGGACUAUCAACGGUUGGAAUGAGCCAUUCUGCACUUGUUCCCAUGCUGAAGGAGCAGAGGAACAAAGUAACUUUAACCGUGAUUUGCUGGCCUGGAAGCCUCAUAUAGAUUUGGGAAUCACUUUGGUUCAAGCAGCUUCUUUUUUUAGAUAGUUGGCAUAAAAAUCUCCUUUAUCUUUUUUUCCUUAUUGAUACAGCUGAUUAUAAGCAGGGCCAAAACUGCUGUAUUUUCUUUUUUACGGGUGUCUCAGACUUGCUCCAUGUAUCUCUCCAUCCUGAAAUAGCCAUUUCUGUUUGCUGUAUCCAUGGCUGAUGCAAAUGCAAAUAUACACGAGCUCACA